This is a messenger RNA of Neopsephotus bourkii (Bourke's parrot), 2472 nucleotides long. RefSeq names its product pleckstrin homology and FYVE domain containing 2 (gene PLEKHF2). The transcript is spliced from 2 exons. NCBI's taxonomy places the organism in Eukaryota, Metazoa, Chordata, Aves, Psittaciformes, Psittacidae. Gene Ontology annotation, molecular function: metal ion binding; phosphatidylinositol binding. Bases 177 to 926 code for a protein of 249 amino acids. The record is from RefSeq and is a predicted model, not a curated record.
AGCCCUUCCCGCCGCCCGGCUCCUCCCAAGAUGGCGGCGGCCCCGCCCCGCGCGGGCGGUUUCCCGGAGCCCGUCCCCCGGCGGUGGGGUGUAUGACCGCCUCGGUGCGGGGAGAGGGUGGUGGCCAGGCUCGGGGGCGGCAGGCCGAGUGGAGGGCGCUGGGAUACUUGUGAAAGAUGGUGGAUCGCUUGGCAAACAGUGAGGCUAACACUAGAAGAAUAAGUAUAGUGGAAAACUGCUUUGGAGCAGCUGGUCAACCCCUGACUAUUCCUGGUCGUGUUCUGAUCGGAGAGGGAGUACUAACAAAGCUGUGUAGGAAGAAGCCGAAAGCAAGGCAGUUCUUCCUGUUCAAUGACAUCCUUGUUUACGGCAAUAUAGUCAUCCAGAAGAAGAAAUACAAUAAACAGCACAUAAUCCCACUGGAAAAUGUCACUAUUGAUUCCAUCCAGGAUGAGGGAGACUUACGGAACGGGUGGCUUAUCAAAACACCAACAAAGUCUUUUGCUGUUUAUGCUGCCACUGCUACAGAGAAGUCUGAGUGGAUGAACCACAUUAAUAAGUGUGUUUCUGAUUUACUUUCCAAAAGCGGGAAGACCCCUAGCAAUGAACAUGCAGCUGUCUGGGUACCGGACUCGGAAGCCACUGUGUGCAUGCGCUGUCAGAAAGCAAAAUUCACGCCCGUCAACCGUCGUCACCACUGUCGCAAGUGCGGCUUUGUCGUGUGUGGGCCUUGCUCUGAAAAGAGGUUCCUGCUCCCAAGCCAGUCCUCCAAGCCUGUGCGGAUUUGCGACUUCUGCUACGAUCUUCUUUCUACCGGGGAGAUGACUGCUUGCCAGGCCCCUAGAUCAGACUCCUACAGCCAGUCACCUAAAUCAUCUCUAAAUGAUGUAUCUGAUGAUGAUGAGGAUGAAGACAGUAGUGACUGAGGACCAGAUGUUUUUUUCCCAUGUGUUGCAAUUUCUUUCAAACCGUAUGGAGCUGCUUUUGGGGAAGUCUGUAGUGAGGUUCCUCAGAAAAAAAUCCUUUUCUAGCCAUAAAAUACGCCUGAAUAUCUUCAAUUACAAUGUGCCUCAAUCUAUGAAUUCUCUAGACAAUAGUUUUUUCACUCCUCUGCAGGGAUAGGCUGUUGCAAAUGUUAUCAGAGUAUUUUCCAACUUCUUAUACUUGAGUUGUGUCUAGGUUAGACUUUUGUGGAAGAUUGGAGAAUAAAAUGUACUUUCUUAAUUUAACAACCGAUACUUCCUAAUGCUUCAUAUUGCUGUGUUGUUAAGUGGGAUUUUUUUUUCCGGAUAUGGAGAGGAAAACUAAGCAUGCAUGGAACAGUGAUGUUUUGGUUAAACCUUUAUAUCAUCUUGUGUUUAUCUAACCAUGGUAUAUAAUGAGUUGAAAUGUGACAUAACAUACAAUCCUAAAUGUCACAAAACGUGGAAAUUGUCUUGUUUAGCUCUUAUUUAUGACUUCCUAUGCCAAGCAGUGCCUUGUACCAAUUGUGCUGAUUCAGGAAGAAACAUAUCUAUUGUGUUGUCUGUAUUUGCCUGAUGCUGAUACCUUGAGAGAUUGUUGGUGCUAUUGAAAAUAACUGCUGUGUUCAAAGUGGAGCUUUGACAAGGUCAUAACUGUACCGAGUGGUGGGUGAUGAAGACCUGAAUCACACAUCCUCACCUGUGCAGGCAGACCCCAAGACUCCGUUGAUUCCCACAGGCUGCAGCAGGGUUCUCCUAGCAGGAGUUGCAUUGCAGGUCAGGAUCUUGAGAUGGGAAGCUUAGUGUGGCUCUUCAUGGGGAUUUAUAUAUUUUAUUUUCAGAGCAGUUUCUAAGUUUCAAAUUUGGCAAAUGCAUUCUGAAAUUUUAGCGGGGUGGUAGAGCAUUUGGAUGUGAUAGCCUGUAUAUUUUUGGAAGUAGCUCCCUAAAAUAACACUAAAUUGUUUCUUAAAACAUUGAGGAGAGGGUCAGGUUUCCCCCAUCCCCCAGGAGUUUUAUUGGCUUGUUUAGAAAGAGCCUCAUUAUUUUGAACCAAAAGCCUGCAAGUAUCCUUAUAAAAAUUGGCUUUCCUUUUUACACAGCUGACCUCAGGAUAAAUGUGAGAUGCUUGUUAUUUCAUUCUAAAUGUAUACCCAGGACCAAGAAAGAUGUAUUUAAGAACUGUAAUGAAGUUGUCAGUGCAGAAAAUAUCUGUAAUAAUAUUCAUUUUUAUUUUUAAUAAGUUCUUGUAUACAGAAAUGUCAUGUUCCCAUAUAAAUGUCAAAGUUAGAUUUGCAAAGACAUGUUAAACCCCCAAAUACUAUGUUUCUAUAUUUUUAUAAUGGUAGUAUCAAUUUUGAAGCAGAAAAACCUCUUUGAAAUAGUUGUAUGAAUGUACAACUGACUUUAUAAAAAGUUACACUUUUAUAUCUCUGAGUGACAGUUCUGCACUGUUUGCCUUGGUUGGCAAUAAUUGGGUUAAAUAUUUAUUGAAUAAACAAUCAAUGCUGCA